AGGGGAAGAGAGGGGUCCGCUGCCCGCUCCGCGCCCCAGCCGUGGGCUCUGAGGCCCCUACACGUCCAGCCCUCGCUGCGAGCGUCUCUCAGGGUCGUAAGGAACAGGGAGGCUCCGAGGGCCAGAAACGCGGACAGAAAGCCAAGGUGGCCGCGUCGGCAGCGCGAGCAGGGGAGGGGGGCCGAGACGGCCCCGGCGCGCCUGGAGUUUAGCGCCGGUGUUUUAAGAUUGAGUCCCGCGCAGCCUGCGAGCGGCGGAAACGCAAAGGAGGUCGCGGCAGCUCUGGAGGCUGCCUGUGGCCACUUAGUGGGGGAUGAUAAUAUUUUAUACCCGCGCGAACUGGAUUUCCUUCCAGGAGAAGCCGGUGUCACGGACCGGUGUCAAGGCUGGAAGGGUUCAAGUUUGGGAGUCGGUUAUAUGUGAUAAUCGUGCUGCCGCUCCACUCCCUACCCUGUGCAACUUUGGGCAAGUUACAUAACCACCAUUACCACCUUCCCGGUUUCUUCCGUGAAAUGGAACGAUAGUGCCUCCGCAGCAGGGCAGUUGCAAAAACUCAAUACGUGGACUUGCCUCAAGUGUUAAUUCCCUUCUUCCUCUUGGUCGAAGGCCUGUUACCUUGUACCCUUCUGCUUUGGGAACCCAAACCUUUAGUGUUUCAGAAGACAAAGAAAAUUACAUUUAUGCAGUGGAUCGUGUUGUAAGCAGCUCUCAGGAUGAAGACAAGCUCUGUAGGAAUACACCAUUUAUCGAGGGGCCCAUGAACAGAAUUUUGUGAGAAAUUGAAGCAAGAAACUGACCUGGCUCAGACCCAUUCAGGUGUUAGAAAACAGCCCCAUGCCUGGAGGUUACGGAGUGAUGGGCGACGAUGGCUCUAUGGAUUACAGUGUUCAUGAGGCCUGGAACGAAGCCACCAAUGUUUACUUGGUAGUGAUCCUUGUUAGCUUUGUUCUCUUCAUGUAUGCCAAGAGGAACAAAAGGAAAAUUAUGAGGAUAUUCAGUGUGCCCCCUACAGCAGAAACUUUAUCAGAGCCCAGCUUUUAUGACACAAUAAGCAAAAUUCGUUUAAGACAGCAACUGGAAAUGUAUUCCAUUUCAAGGAAGUAUGACUAUCAGCAGCCACAAAACCAAGCUGACAGUGUGCAACUCUCACUGGAAUGAAAGGACAGAAAAUGAACAACAUAAGUAAUUGUUCCACAGUCUGGUCGCAAGCUCCUGAAUAGACUAAAUCAUGAACAGCAUUUUUUUAGACCCUAUCUCCAUAAAAUCAUUUUACUUAUGACUUUUCCCCAAUUUUUUGUGUUUUGUUUUGCUUUUUAAAAUUGCAUCACCAAGUCAUUUGUUAUACUUUUUUUUUUAAGAUGUCAAAAUGUAUGGACACAGAGAGUCUGAACAUACUUAGAAAUUAACUGGAGAUGGUGAUUUUUACCUUGUGAAAACCUUUGGUUUCUUCAGGAUACGAUCAGUCAGGAUUAAAAAUAUAUCUUUGGAGGUGAGAAUCUGGAGCUUGUGCCACUUUGAUAUGAACGUCUUUGCAAAAUUAAGUAAAAAUCCAUUCACUGGAAUAACAUCCUCUUCAAUAGUAUUCUGUGAUGAAUGUAAUACAGAUAAUGGACAAAUUUGUGUUCUUACUGCUGUUGUGACCACACUCGAAUUGAAUUACCUAUCUUUGUUCUUCAGAAUUUACACAGGAGACUGUCUUUUCUACUAUCCUCAUGAAACAAACCCUUUUGCUAAUCGGGGAAGCUUCCUGUGAUUGGAAUGUUUUCCCUUGAUUGCGUUCCCGGGAGUUUGUUUGCCUUUCUUUUUUAAUCCCACGGUUUCAUUUCCACCAGAAGAGUCUUCUUUGGACCAUGCUGGGGCCAUGCUGCCAAAUAAAUGGGCACCUCUCUACUGCUGUGCGCAACUUGCCUUUUUGGUCAUAUGACACUCAAGUUUAAUGUAACUGUCUGGGCACUUACACUUGUUUAGCAUAAUAAGCCUCCCUGAAGACUCUCAUAUCUUGUAGCAUUUUGUGCCAUACAUUGAAAUUUUUUUACCUAAUUUUUCAUAUUUAUUUAAAUAAAAAUUGGUGGGAGGUAAUAACAGGGAAAUUUCCCUGUCCACUCAACUGUCCAAGAAUUAGCUUUUGAAUCAAAACUAUUCUUAAUUUUAAGUGUAGAGUUAAAGCACUGUUUCCUUUUUCUUUAUAAUUGCGCAGUAAAGAACAUAAAUUUUAAAGUUGAGACCAAAUAAAAUUAUUGAGGGAAAUUGCAUUUGCUUUUAUAUUUUGAUUAUAUUAUUCAAAAAUGUCUAUCUUCUACAAAGUGAGUUGUUGAUGAAAUGGAAUAAUUCUUGACUCACAAAUGAGCUGGAGUGCACUGCCAAUACAUAGCAUAAAAAACUGACUACAGGAUUGUAAACAGUUAUAAUUAUGGGCGGGGGGGGGGGAGCAGAGCAGCACGGGGACGAUCUUCUUAAGCUUUGCUUUGCUCUCAGGAAAACCACCGUGUAUUUCUGUGAGCAGGAAGUGUAAUCGGGAGCAGGAGCAGUUUACUUAUGUCACUGACAUGUUACACAAUCCAGACAAAUUACCAAAACUGGCUAUUUCAGAUGACUUGUAAAAAUAGUGUACAUAAAUAAAUGUAAAUCACAAUGAAA
Suricata suricatta (meerkat) is the source of this 2637-nucleotide messenger RNA. RefSeq names its product small integral membrane protein 19 (gene SMIM19). Lineage: Eukaryota; Metazoa; Chordata; Mammalia; Carnivora; Herpestidae. The transcript is spliced from 5 exons. The coding region runs from base 835 to 1158 and encodes 107 amino acids. The record is from RefSeq and is a predicted model, not a curated record.